Molecule: messenger RNA, 1265 nt
Organism: Myzus persicae (green peach aphid)
Lineage: Eukaryota; Metazoa; Arthropoda; Insecta; Hemiptera; Aphididae
Product: serine/threonine-protein phosphatase CPPED1-like
Exons: 7
Coding region: 284-1186 (300 amino acids)
Molecular function (GO): hydrolase activity
Source: RefSeq, a predicted model, not a curated record
AAUUCAUAACAAUACAAGGAUCAGUGGUAUGAAGACAGGAUGGCCUAGCUGCCUAGGUAGCCGUGGCUCAAUGCCUCGUGUCUUGGGGCCCCCAAACUCAAAAUUUAAAUGUACAAGAUAAAAACAUAUAGUUAUUUUAAUGCUUAUUCCUAUUACCUGAUGUUACAAUCAAUUCAAAUUUACUAAUUGGUGUAAUAAAUCGUUAUCUUAUCUGUUACGAUUGUACAAAAUUUAACUAUUAAAGAUAUUCACAGACCACAAUGCACAUCAAUAGGUAGCAAAAAUGACCGAAAAUAUUAAACAAACUGUAAAAUGGAGUAAGCACGAGAUUGAAGAAAAAAUUGGAUCCGAUCAGUUUAAAAACAAUCAAUUAUGGACUGAAAAUUUUUACUUUGUGAUUGCGGCUGACUCUCAAUUUGGUUACACUUUUCCACCCGUUGAACGAGAUUCUACAGACUGGAAAAUAGAAAUGGAUAAGGCUAUUUUUGCAAUAGAUAAAAUUAAUAACUUGUCUCCAAGACCUCAAUUUUUAGUUGUGUGUGGAGACUUAGUAAAUGAAAUGCCUUGUAACGAAACUGUGCUAAAUGAAUUACAAAUAAAUGAUUUUAAGAACAUUUUCUCAAACUUACACCCCUCGAUAUCUCUGGUUUGUGUGUGUGGAAAUCAUGAUGUUGGUGAUAUUCCAGAUGAGAAUUCAAUCAACAAAUAUCGUGAUAAUUUUGGGCAAGAUUAUUUUUCAUUUUGGUGCGGUGGAGUACUGUUUUUAGUGUUAAACUCUCAAUAUUAUAGAAACAGUAGUAAUGUCGAUCAAUUUGCAGCACAACAAGAUAAAUGGUUAACUGAAAUAUUGAGUAAAUACGAGGGUCAAAGAAUAAUUGUAUUUCAACAUAUACCAUGGUUUUUAAGUAAACCGGAUGAAGAAAAUUCAUUUUUUAAUAUUGAAAAAAACUUCAGACAUGAAAUGCUUGAAAAACUGUGCGCAGCUGGCGUGUCUCAUGUUUUUUCUGGUCAUUAUCACAAAAACUCAACUGGAUUCUAUGAAAACCUUGAAAUGGUCACUACUUGUGCACUUGGAGCUCCAAUGGGAGAAGAUCCUUCCGGACUAAGAGUGGUCAAAAUGUAUGAAAACAAUGUUAUACAUACAUAUUAUCCUCUAGAACAAAUGCCAAGCUCUAUUCAAAAUUAAAAUAUUUAGUAUUAUUUGAAAUGUUGUAACAUUUAAAUCAAUAUAGAUUUUAAUAAAGAGGUCUAUAUUAAUUAUAAUA